AUGACGAGACUGAACCCAAACGCCGGCGAGUGGGUCCCCCCAACUACCUGUUCAGCCAUAGUUGCCACGGCUGGUUCACCAACGUCAGUGGCUACAGCGUCUCUGGCGGUGACCGAUGAACCGGUUCAAAGUACCGAAAAACAAACCGUAGUGGACGUGCUGCCAAAUGCGACCAAUGAGAAGACGCCAUUGGCGCCCGCGACUCUUCCACUCGGACACGAUGUCGCCGUCGACGGUCACGGCGACUGCAUCUCUUAUGAGGGGUAUUCGCCAGUGCAUGACCGGUUCAUUUACUCGAAAGAGUAUCUACUAGCGUUUCAAGUUCUGGGAGAUCGUGUGAUCAAGAGCAUUCCAGAUGUGGUUCGAGACCCGACGCCGGUGAAAAAAAUCGGGUGUAAGCUGAAAGGAAGACUGGUGUAUACGAUUGCGGAGCUUCUGCUGUUUGAACCGCUGUACGAAAUGAUGCCGGAAGACUUCACGUGGGCAGAUACCAUCGGUGCGGAUGCCGUCAUGGACGAGAACAAAGGCAAGAAGAGCAAGAAAGACAAGAACCGGCAGCAGCGCGGCAACGUCCUGUCGUAUGAUGCGUCGCUGGUGUGCUACUUUAAUCCGACGGAAUAUGCUGCAGCCAUGAACAUGGGACUUUACACAGGUCCGGCUGCCGAGACAAACACGAACGGCACGGAUGGCGGGCCUACGGUGGGUGGUGCCGAACCGGUUAACCCGGUUGAAGAAGCGACGAUUGCUCGGCGCCGCAUUGCUACACUGCUGGACGAUGUCAAGCCCGACUCGGUCAGCUCCAUUCUAGAGUCCUUCACGAGCAUCCUGAUCAGCUGCACUCAAACACUGCAAGAAGUGGUUGGCCAGCUAUUUGACCGCGCAAUCGCAAACCCUGAAUUGAGCGACUCGUAUGCAAAAUUGUGCACGGGAAUGUCGGAGCGAACACCGGAGUUCAAAGAUGGCGCAAAGACAAUCAAUUUCCGGCGGAUUUUUCUCACCAAGUGCUAUGAGUCUCUGAUCGAGGAGCCUGACAGUGAAGGUUUGCAUCAUGGUGGCAAGAAAAGUGCAGCCACGCAACACUCGUGGCGACGAAAGUGCAUGCUGCAAAAUGUGGGCUUCAUCGGGGAGCUGUUUCGACGGCAACUGCUCACCGAGAACAUUAUGCAUGUUUGCGUGGCGAUGAUGCUGGAUGACGAAGUAAAACCUCAACCUGAAAUAAUUGAGGCGGCAUGCGGACUCUUGACUUUGAUUGGCGAUCUGCUUGACGGGUCGAGUCCUGCUUCGCGGCGAACAAUGGACGAGUACUUCGAAGUCCUUGUGCGCAUUCAAGAGAACUGCGAGCUACCGGAGCGCGUGAAGAAGCUACUUGCUGACCUCAAAACUGUGCGAGCGUGUGGAUGGUUGAAGGCGCGUCGAGACAGUUCAUCUGCUUCGAGUGCGCAUGCGUCUCCAACGAAGUUGAUUGAUAAGGCAAGCAGCGGAAUGAUCAUCUCACCAGUAUCAAAUGCCGUGCCAGCGACAGGAGAUGCCUCACUGACUGAGACUAGAGCAUAG
Messenger RNA from Hyaloperonospora brassicae, 1554 nucleotides. Lineage: Eukaryota; Oomycota; Peronosporomycetes; Peronosporales; Peronosporaceae. The record is from the annotation of a GenBank genome assembly.